Anopheles coustani is the source of this 698-nucleotide messenger RNA. Its product is annotated as oligoribonuclease, mitochondrial. The coding region runs from base 82 to 663 and encodes 193 amino acids. Gene Ontology annotation, cellular component: mitochondrion. Gene Ontology annotation, molecular function: nucleic acid binding; 3'-5'-RNA exonuclease activity. Lineage: Eukaryota; Metazoa; Arthropoda; Insecta; Diptera; Culicidae. The record is from RefSeq and is a predicted model, not a curated record. The transcript has 2 exons.
UACAGAUGGUGUUAACUUUCCGUAUCACAUGUCAGGUGACACUUGUCGAGACAUUUUCAACGUUAUUUUGGCCUGUUUGUUAUGCUUCGAAUUAUUCGCAGGAACAUGUCAGCUUUAAUCAACGCGAACAACAUUAUUUGGAUCGAUUUAGAAAUGACUGGUUUAAACGUAGAAGAAGAUCGAAUUCUGGAGAUGGCCUGUAUCAUCACCGAUGGCGAUUUGAACAUUGUGGCGAAAGGACCUAAUUUAGUUGUUCACGAGUCAGAUGCAGUUUUGGCAAACAUGAAUGAUUGGUGCAAAGAACAUCAUGCGAAGACACAACUUAUAGAUGCAGUGAGAAAAUCUACGUACUCAGUGCAACAAGUUGAAAAGGAAAUGCUAAAUUUCAUAAAGCAGUACUGUCCGGAGCGUAGUUGCCCGAUAGCCGGUAACAGCAUUUAUAUGGAUCGGUUAUUUCUCAAAAAAUAUAUGCCAGGUCUUGAUGAAUACGCACAUUAUCGUGUGAUCGAUAUAAGCACCAUCAAAGAACUAUGCAAGCGUUGGAAUAAGUUGGCUUAUGAAUCAGCCCCGCCAAAACAAUUUGUUCAUCGGUCUUUAAAUGAUAUUGAGGAGAGCAUCGGUGAAUUGAAGUAUUAUAGAGAAACAUUUAUGAAGACAAAAUAAAUACCAUCAAUUGGAAGCACGAUGCACACGAACAA